CUCUAAUCCCCCUCCUCUCCUUCCUGGGACAUGCCCCCUCCCCCUCCCUUCUCCGCCUACCCCCCCCUUAUCGGUGCGGCGCAUCUGCGCUAGGCUGAGCUUUGCCCCUCAGUAUACGACACUCACUUCCUUAUCACUAUCAGAGAGGCCGGUCGUCACUGCUUACUUGAGUUGCGGCUAUCAUCCCUACGCCUCACGCCAGCCGCAUUGUCCAACGACCACUACCGUUACAAAAACCACAUAUAACGCAUAACGCCGCUCACCAGACACGAUGCAGCAGCAGACCCCUCCCGAAUUUAUCCUGGACGCCUUCGCUGACCCAGCGUCCGUCCGCGAUGUGGUCAAAGGAAUCCUUCACACCAUCUUCUUCCACCGCUUCUUCCCUGCCGUCGUCCCCUACACCCGCGAGGUCCUCGACUUGACGCUUCCCUACGUCGACGACGUCGAGCUCGAGACAAUGAUCGAGCAGCGUGCUACCGCUCUAGUCCGCCAGCUCGACGCCGAGCGGUCUUCAUCAUCAACAUCGACAGGCUCGGGCGGCGGCGGGGGAGGGCGCGGCCAGCUCAACGUCCAGUUCUUCGAGAAGAAGCGCCGCAAGACCUGGCUCAUGCGCGGCGACGAGGAGGUCUGCUGGGAGUGCUGGACCGUCAAGGUCACCGUCGCCGAGCCACGGACCGAGACUGAGCGCGCAAAAGUCCGCAAGGCCAUGGAACAGACCCUGAUGACGACCGUCAUGAAGGUCAUCACCUUCGUCAAUGCCCACAAGGACCAUAUCCCUCCGAUAACGACGCAGGGGUCGAACCCCUUUCCCUACCAGAUCAACAUUAACCAAAAGGAGUCCGGAUGGGCCACGAGGAUGGGUAUAUACUGACGGAAAAUUGAGACUUGACCGGGGCCUCUGAGAUACGAGAUUUCAUGAUAUCGGCAGGGACCUUUGCAAGGGGAGAUGGUUAUGAAUGCAUUUUCUAAUGUGACAAUGAUUAACACUGACACGUCUCGGCAAGGAUAUGUAGGAAAGGGCGAACACUUGGCGUUACUUUUGGGACAGGGCGAAAUAUUUACACUAAGGCAUAGGCAAUCUUGGGCAAUUGUUAUCUAGAGAGCAUUCCAAUUCGAUACCCGUUUUUAAGUUAACGAACAUACACACAUCUUGACGUAUAUGUAUG
Colletotrichum navitas is the source of this 1166-nucleotide messenger RNA. RefSeq names its product autophagy-related protein. Gene Ontology annotation, cellular component: phagophore assembly site. Gene Ontology annotation, biological process: autophagosome assembly; autophagy. Bases 272 to 871 code for a protein of 199 amino acids. Lineage: Eukaryota; Fungi; Ascomycota; Sordariomycetes; Glomerellales; Glomerellaceae. The record is from RefSeq and is a predicted model, not a curated record. The transcript is spliced from 3 exons.